Messenger RNA from Mytilus californianus (California mussel), 1968 nucleotides. Its product is annotated as sialin-like. NCBI's taxonomy places the organism in Eukaryota, Metazoa, Mollusca, Bivalvia, Mytilida, Mytilidae. Gene Ontology annotation, molecular function: transmembrane transporter activity. The transcript is spliced from 11 exons. Bases 1 to 1950 code for a protein of 649 amino acids. Gene Ontology annotation, biological process: monoatomic anion transport; transmembrane transport. The record is from RefSeq and is a predicted model, not a curated record.
AUGACUUCAACUUCACCACUUGGAACCCAUGGAAAGUCUACGCAGAAUAGAUGUGCUCAGUAUAAUGGAACAUUUAAUCACAACCAAGAACAAAAUGGAGUUCAAACUUCAGAAAAACACAUGGUUUCUUUUUCUGAUAAUGUUAAAUCUGCAACGAUAUCAUCCGAUUCUAUACCUGAAGAAUGGCUUGUUGACUGGGACAGUGACACACAGGGUCAAGUUCUUUCAUCAUAUUUCUAUGGGUUUCCUUUCUUCUGCGUACUUGGCGGUUAUGUUGCUGGUAAAUACGGCGGGAAAAUAAUCAUGAUUAUCAUGAUGACAACGUUGGCUGUUGCUUCGAUUGGAAUCCCUUAUGCAGCUAUUACAAGUCCAUAUAUCGUUAUGGUGAUACGGAUCAUUGUCGGUCUGGCAUCGGGUGGUUUAGAGCCAAGCAUGAUGACAAUUAUAUCUAAAUGGGCACCAGUCGUUGAACGAUCACAAAUGAUAUCAACUGCUAUUGGAGGACAAAUUAUGGGGAAUGUUGUGACGUUUAUCUUCUCUGGCUUGAUGUGUUCUAUACCAUAUCAAAAUGGUUGGCCUUUUAUUUUUUACAUAUUUGGUGCACUGAAUCUCAUGAUAAUGGUAGUAUGGGUUAAAGUGGUUUACGAUCACCCUGAAGAUCAUCCAAAUAUGACAAAAGCAGAGGUAGCGUACAUCACCAGAGGGCGACGUGAUAGUGCAAAUGUCAAGAUGCCAGACCCCCCAUGGUUGAAGAUUCUGACCUCACCGGCCUUCUGGGCUAUACUGUCUGCACAUAUAUCAUUCGGAUAUAUCUUCACAACACUCGGAACUUUUCUGCCGUUAUAUAUGAAUGACAUAAUGAAAUUUGACACAACCAUGAAUGGAGUUGUUUCAUCUGUACCGUUUAUUGGUCGGUUGUUAGGGACAAUGGUGAGUGGGUAUUUUGCAGAUAAAUUUUAUGUGACAGGAUUAAUAUCGACACGAAGUAUUAGAAUUCUGUUUCAAAGUAUAGUGUACUGCUCCAUCUCUGUUUCAGGUAUGUUUUUGUCUGCUCCAUUCCUUAUUGGAUUAAGCUUUUUAGAUUAUACUCAGAGAGAGCUAGCAGUUGUUAUAUUAAUACUCUACUGGUUUGUCCAGGGUGCAUCGAGUUCUGGAUUCAGGGCAAAUCAUCUUGAUAUUGCUCCAAGAUAUGCGGGAGUACUCAAUGGUAUGACUAUGACAUGUGCAUCAUUAGCUUCACUUGUAUCUCCAUUGAUAACUACUGCUAUUGUCAAAAAUGGAACAAAAGAAGAAUGGCAGAUUGUUUUCAUUAUAUGUGCCGGAGUUGGUAUUGUAGGCACUAUUCUGUUUGACUGUUUUGCUCAAGGCGAGGAGCAAUCCUGGGCACAGGACCAGGAAAUCAAAAUAAAAACACCUCAGUCAUCUCGGAACGCAUCCCAAUCUAGUAUAAAUUACGAGGGAUAUAGAAUGGAGGAUGACAUUAUAAGAAUAAGAUUACAAGAAAAUACACACCAAACUAGGUGUGCGUCUCUAGAAUCAGAAGACAAAUUGAAGGACGAAACCAUUGGUAUUGACAACCACAAUUUUACAACCGAAGACGAUGAAAAAAAAAAUAUUUCAAACCAUGAAAAAGGUCAAGAUUCCAACCUUGCAAUUAUGAAUAAUUAUCCAACAAUUGAGGACAUGAUACCGUUGGAUACUUCCGGUAUUGUUUACAAAGAAGAAAAAUUUGUUGAAAUUGAAAUACCUAUCAAAAUUGAUGAUAAAUCAGCAUUUGAAAUUCGAAAUAAAAGCUCAUUUCAUCAUGAGUCAUCAAUCCAAAUGUCUGAUAGUAAUGGAACGCAAACUUUGCUAAAUAGAAAACAUCUGAAACUAUACAUUCCAAACAGAAAUGAAGUCAUCGAAAACAUUCCAAACAGAAAUGACGUCAUCAAAAGUACCCGGUUAUAGUAGCCACGUUACUUAAUU